GACGAGCUUCCAUUCUGGUCCUCCGAGGCAAGAGCGACGGCAGAAGACGCUGUUGGGAGCUGCAGGCAUCUGUUAUCGAUGUGUAUUCCAGUACAAUAUGCUCAGGCGUUUACUUUGAAAAAAAUAUCUUGAGGAUAUUCAAUUGAACAACGUUAACUUGAAAUACAUCAUCCCAUUGUGAGAAAUUAAGCAUUCCAGCCAAGUGCAGCUAUUUGACUCUAAGUCGCUCUUGUCUGGGAGGACCUGUGUGGUACUCGUUGUGUUUGGAGGAGUGCGGGAAACUUCAGUGUCCCAACAAAGGAGACUUUCUUCAUGGAUGUUUUUCUAUACAGUUGCUGAGAAGCACAAUAAUAGUCUGUGAAGAUGCCGGAUAAAGAUAAUUUAUUUAACAGAGGUAAUGACGAGGCUGGCCACAGCUCAGAUGAUAUUUGCCGUGACUUCCUGCGCAAUGUCUGCAAACGUGGCAAGCGCUGCAAGUUCUACCACCCCGACAUUAACGAGGUGUCCGACUUGGGUGUUAAAAAAAAUGAGUUUGUCUUUUGCCAUGAUUAUCAGAACAAGGAGUGCACUCGUAUCAACUGCAAGUUUAUUCAUGGGACAAAGGAAGAUGAGGAACAUUACAAAAAAUCAGGAGAGCUUCCCCAACGUCUACGCCUUACGGUGGCCAUGGGUCUUGGCCUUUCACCUUCUGACCUUUCUUUUAAAAAAGGCGAGGUUCCAAUCUGCCGAGAUUACCUGAAAGGGGACUGUCAACGAGGAUCUAAAUGUAAAUUUCGGCACUUAAAACGUGAUGAAUACGAGUAUGAAAAUAGAACUUUGGAGAGAUUGGCACGAGAUCAAGUGCUCUCUCCUGUCGUGCGACGAUACGACCCAUUUGAUGACCUCUAUGAGACUGAUCGCUAUAUUGACUAUGACCAUAUUCUAAAGAGGAGAAGAGUGGAUGGCUUACGAUUUGAAAGUUAUGAUUUUAGCAUCUCAAACUCGCGUCCUGUGGACUAUCGAUUUCUAGAAGAGGAGAAUCUGAUGCUCCGAAAGCGAGUUGAGGAACUGAAAAAGCAGAUCUCGAAUUUGAUGGCAACUAAUGAGGUGCUCUUGGAGCAAAAUGCACAUUUCCGCAACCAAACCAAGGUGGUGACACUGACUUCCACUCCCACAGCCACAGAGCAAAUACUGGCAGCACCAGCUGUGGCUACGCUGACCAAUUACAACCAUGGUAUAGCACAGACUCACACCACAUUGAGUAGCCAUGCACUUCAACCACGACCAGUCAUCCAGCAAGAUCUAGUGGCAACUGCUUCUGCUGCACCGCCUAGCAAUGCUGCACCAACAGCACAACAUCUUAACCCGGAAAUUGCUUCCCUCCCUGCUGCACUGGCCCAGACCAUCGCCCAGGGAAUGGCACCUCCAGUAUCCAUGGCCCCGGUGGCUGUUUCUGUUGCACCAGUGGCAGUGUCAAUUGCACAAGCACUGCCAGGAAUCACCAUAAGCCAUGCCACCACUCCAAUGGUUACAUAUCCAAUUGCGUCACAGAGUAUGAGAAUAACGGCAAUUCCUCACUGAAAAGCAUUGAUAGAAAGAAAUAUAAAGAGAAGAAAUUCAGCGUUCCCAUGUUGCUUCCAAUGACGUGUGUUAUAUAAAUAUGCACGCCAAAGCCAAAUAGGAUUCUGACCCAGCCUUUAGUUCUUUUUGUGUCUAUAAACGAUUCCUCUCCAAUUCAUUGUAUAUUCUGACCAUUUGUUUUUUCCCCUCCUAUUAUUAUGCUUAGCUCAUCAACUCUUGUUAAUUCCUUGUCUAAUUUAACUUAAAAUGAGUGCAAAUGACACAAACGUUUUUUUAUGUAUAAAGGUUUAUGUGUUGGAAUAAACAAAUCACUGGGCUGCGAUGCUGCGCAAAUAUUCAGAUCUACUUUUCUCCUUUGUCUCCCACACUCGACCGUUUGCUUUCUUGACGCAAAGCUGAAAUCUAGUAGCACAUGAAAUUGUAAAUUUCUCUAGCAACAACGAGCAAAAAAGGAUUACUUUGAAACAUUUUUGUGGAUGUUACUGGCGCUGAAUGAAUUUCUGUGUUUUCCCAGGUAGUAGCCAUUGCACGUCGGAAUGUAAUUCUUUGUGUGAAACGUUUUGAAGAUGAGAUGGCCCUUGAUGAAUACAAAUGCUUUUUAAACUUUAAUAUCCACAUAUUACAAUUUAAUCCUCACAACAUGAGAAAAAUACAUUGCAUUACCAAAGUGUCUAACUUGGAAGCCAUUGCAAAGAUUUUCUUUCUGACUGAACCUAAAGUACUUUCAGCUUUGUCAUUCUUGUCGCACUGGAUGCUCAGUGUAUGAAAGAAUCUGUUCAAAUCCACAACAAUGGGCUCUUUGCCAUCUACAGGAAUGAUAUGAGGUAAAGAAAUUUGAACUCUUUUUACUGAUGGAUAGCAGUGUCCAACACAAAAGUCCACAGGUUGGCAUUCUUACUGGAGUCAGUUUCAUAGAAGUGGAUGGAGGACACCCACAUUCAGGAAGGAUGCCCUUCUGUGCAUGAGGUCAAGCAAACAUAAUGGAUAUGAAUGAACUGCAGAUGCUGGUUUAAACCAAAAGAUAGACACAAAAUGCUUGAGUAACUCAGCAGGAUAGGCAGCAUCUCUGGAGAGAAGGUGCCAUUCCUUCUCUCCAGAGAUGCUGCCUGUCCCGCUGAGAUACUCCAGCAUUUUGUGUCUAUCUUUGGUCCAGAAAACACAGAUGGAAUGUGACUCUGCAUCUAGCCUGCAGCUGUUUGAUGGCAUGGUGUCCCUUCUCUUGAGCUGUGAAUUCACCCAAGCUUCAGCAAGGCACAUUUCUUCAUGUUUACUUGAUGGUGACAGAAAAGGCAAUAAGGGAAAUGAGGAUUGAAUUGGAUAAAGGUAGUUGAGUAAAGUCGGUAAAAAAAACAACUGUCAAAACAGUUCUUCUGCAUGCAGCUUGGGUCAGCAAUGCAAGAAAUGCAAACUUUUUUCAGACCCUUGGGUGAAAAUGGACAUUCUAUUUCAACAAAAUACUGUAAUUUGUAUGCAGGUUCAAGAAAUGUAUCAAUUGCCUGAUGAACUGUGUGGAACAUUUUAAUCUAAAACAGUUUGAGAUGUCCCAUUUGGGACCAGAAUGGAAGUGUUUGCACAUUAUCUUUGACAUUUGCUGAGCCAAGCUGUUCAAGGUAGGGUACGUGCACAUUCACACUGAAAAUCCUUUCUCCUUUUCAAAGCAAGCUCGUAACCAGCUCCACUGAGAGCAGCACUAGCCUUUCCUGGCUAGUUUGGCUUCAAACCAGAUAAGAACCUUAAAGCCAUUUUGAACACAGUUUAUCUUUUUUUUCUUUAACUUUGAUUAACUGCUGGAAAUCCGUAGAUUAAGAUAGAAUCUAUUGGGACUUUGCGUUCAAUGUUCUGACCCACGUGACCAGAUGAUUCAUUUUCCUGAACCGUGCCAAAAUUACCUACCAAUUAGUUAACAGUGUAUAUGGCUUUUAGUUAUUCACUGUUGACACUCCUGAUGUGACUGCAGCAGUUCAAUUUCAGUGCUCCUUGACUAUUUUUCAAGGAGUAGCUGUGACAUUGAACCCAAAGGUUAGUUACAUAGCUGUUUCAUCAGCUAGUUAUUGGGGGGGAUUUAUCCUCAAUUGUUGCUUUUUAGUUAACCUUGUCUCCAACUUGUAUAGAGUAGCUUUCAUUUCAAAUGAUGCUCGUCACGUUCUUGAGGUCUGGAAAUUAGAACCAAUGAACUAAUCUUGCACAAUUGAAAGACACUUAAAUGAUCAAAUGUAUUAUUUGCAGUGUUUCCAUUGUUAUGCUACUAGAUAUUUGUAAUAGCUCUUCAGCUGCUGUGCUACAAUUUACAUUAAGGUAAUGAAGGGAGUGGUGGAGUGGAGGGAAUCUCUGGGCAACCUUCCGCAACAUUUCCCUAUGCUACCAUUGCAAACCUCCAGGAUUCCCUUGACUGAAAUUAGCUCAAGUACAAUAUUGUCUAUAUAGUUGUAAAACAUUCAAAACCAAGAGGCUGACCCAGUUUGUUUCAUUUAAGCAUAAGGUGGACUUUACUGUAAACUAAUAAUAUCACCAAGUAAUGGUAACAGCAACAGUUAAAAUAGUGCAAAUGCUAGAUGAUGCACUAUUUUUAAGGACUUUUCAAACUAGUCUGUCAGAUAUAUGAUUGACAUAUAUGAGGAAUUAAGAGUAUUGGAACAUAGACAGAACAGCAACAGGCCCCUUGGGACACGGUGUCUGUGCCAAAUUAAACUAAUCCUCCCUCCAUUCUCAGCAAAUUCAUGUGCCUAUCUAAAAACCAUUUAAAAAGCCACUAUUGUUUCUGCUUCCACUAACACCCCUGGCAGUGCACCCCACACAAAAACUUACCCCACACAUCUCCUUUAAACUUUCCCCCCUCUGACCUUGUAGCUAAGCCCCCAGUAUUUGACAUUUUCACCCUGGAGGGAGAAAAGGUUCUGACGGUCUCUCCUAAGGUUAGAGAUUAUCAGAUCUCCCCUCAGCCUCUGACGUUCUAGAGAAAAUAAUCUAGUUUUGUCCAACCUCUCCUUACAGCUAAUAUCCUCUAAUUCAGGUAGAAUCCUGGUAACCCUCUUCUACACCCUUUCCAAAGCCUCCACAUCUUCCUGUAAUGGGGUACCAGACCUGCACGCCAUAUUCCAAAUGUGGCCUUUCAUAGAGCUGCAAAAAUAUUCAAUGUACCGUAGAAGUCUGUUGGAUAUAAUGGGUUUGAAUAUGACAUAUUUGCAUAAAACAGGAAUCGCGAAACCAGUACUGAUAAAUUGUCAGAAAAUUGUACAGUCAGAAAAAACUGAAAUGUAAAACCAUUUGCUUAGAUUAAGAAUUUUCUUAUUAUGUAUCAUAUUUGUAAAUUUGAUUUUUUGAUUCCUGGCAGGUUGAAUUCUGUCCAAUUUUUUUUCUCUAAUUAUUUGUUUAAUUUAAUAUUCUGUCUAUGAAAAACAAUUGAGCUACAUUUUUAUAAAAUAAUUUUUGUCUCCAAUGGUGACAACUUUAUUUUGUCCUUCGUAAAUGCCUGCUUGGGACAAGAAUUAAUAACGGCUGAUAUUUGUAUAAUUAUUGAAACUUACUGUUACAUGAGGUUCACUGAUAAUUUGGUAAAGGUUGAUGCACUGAAUAAAAAUGUGAUUUAUCACAUUAAAAAAAAAAA
Molecule: messenger RNA, 5164 nt
Organism: Leucoraja erinaceus (little skate)
Lineage: Eukaryota; Metazoa; Chordata; Chondrichthyes; Rajiformes; Rajidae
Gene: zc3h10
Product: zinc finger CCCH-type containing 10
Exons: 3
Coding region: 364-1560 (398 amino acids)
Molecular function (GO): metal ion binding
Source: RefSeq, a predicted model, not a curated record